Molecule: messenger RNA, 360 nt
Organism: Ceutorhynchus assimilis (cabbage seed weevil)
Lineage: Eukaryota; Metazoa; Arthropoda; Insecta; Coleoptera; Curculionidae
Source: the annotation of a GenBank genome assembly
AUGGUAGGAGAUCAUGCUAGAUAUGUGCAUGUGGAUCAUUUAAGAAAAUGUCAUAUAAAUAAUGAAAUUGAGUCUUCUGAAGAAACUCACAUUCCAAUUUUAUACAAACCAUUAAAUGUUCCACCUGAACAAGCAAAUUUAAAUUUAAGUUCAGAUGUGUCAGAAAUUCCAAAUAUGUCAAACCCCCCGAUUGUGUCAGUGCAAACCUCGAAUUGUGAUGAAAAAAAUAGUGCGACGAAACUGAAAAUAAAUACGAGCUCAGAAAAAAUGUCUUCUCCUCCUAGACAAGAUGAUAGUGAAUUUUCAGCAUUGCGAAGAUCAAACCGAGAAAUUAAAAAGCCAGCUAAAUAUUUAGAAUAG